Messenger RNA from Hyalella azteca, 1553 nucleotides. RefSeq names its product vacuolar protein sorting-associated protein 26C. Bases 409 to 1320 code for a protein of 303 amino acids. The record is from RefSeq and is a predicted model, not a curated record. Lineage: Eukaryota; Metazoa; Arthropoda; Malacostraca; Amphipoda; Hyalellidae. The transcript is spliced from 8 exons. Gene Ontology annotation, cellular component: endosome. Gene Ontology annotation, biological process: intracellular protein transport.
UUAAGUGAAGACAAUUUCUUGAAUUAAUCCACUAAAGAAAUGACUCAUGUUCUGUUCAUUGUUCACACCCUCCCUUCAUUGUUGGGCAUGUCAACUGCUGACUAUACAGAUGACUUCACUUUGGAGGUGACCACAUUUGUUGGCAAUGUAGGCAACUGUGCAUUGCCUACAAAUGGGUUGAAGUCAACUGGGAGGUGAAAACAGCCUAACAGGACUCGUGGAGAAAUUUUUGCCACACUUAUCAAAGACUGUUAGGCACCAAUUAAACUUGUUUAGGCAAGGGGCUUCAUGGACCAGUUUCCAGCAUUCCUUAAAGAAUAGAUAAGAACAAAAGAAAAUAACUUAUAGGCAUCAACUGUGUGAAUUGCACAAGAAAAUCUUCAAAAGUUGGUUCUUGAAAAAUUUUCAAUGACAGCACCAAUUUUAGAAAUAGUUCUUAAACGACCUAGCAAAAUAUAUAAUCCUGGGGAAACUCUGUAUGGCUGCCUUGUUGUUUCAAAUCCUUGCAAAAGUGACCUCAAACAUGAUGGCAUCAUCAUGCAGCUGGAAGGGGUACUCAGCAUUCUCAUUCCUCCAAGCAAGCAAGGGCUAAUUGAUACUGUUGUCAACUCUUUAAAGCCAACUGUGCUGCACAGUGAGGUGCUGGAAAUUUGCAGAGCGGGCAAAUUCCCACAUGGUACCUCAGAAUUGCCUUUUGAGGUCUUGUUGCCCAUUUCAAGUCCUAAGAAGCCCAUUUAUGAAACAUUCCAUGGGAACAGCAUCAACAUCCAUUAUGCCCUAAGAUGCACCGUUAAAAGGAGUCUCCUCUCCAAGCCAUUGAUUCAAAUGACAGAAUUCCUGGUAGAGCAUAAGCCUUCAAGUUGUCCUCUGCCUCCACGUGUCAGAGAAUUCAGCCUCACCCCCGCAAAUGUAAACAAUGCUGGAGAAAGAAGCCGCUUGCCUAACUUCAGCAUCACUGGCCGUCUCGACAGUGACAUGUGUAGCCUCAGCAAGCCUCUCACGGGCGAGAUCUGUGUGCAGGAGUGCAGCGGAGGAGUUGUUAACAGCAUUGAGGUUCAGCUUCACAGACUUGAGACCUGCGGCAAUCCUGCUGACCAUUUGGCUCCCACUGAGACGAGUGAAGUGCAGAGCUGGCAAGUGUGCGACGGUGACGUGGCGCGUGGGCUGGCUAUUCCGCUGUGCCUACCGCUGCCGCGCGUCUUCACCUGCGCGACUGUCAGUUCCCGUAACUUUGCAAUUGGUUUUGAGGUGAUCAUUCAAGUAGCUUUCUGCAACGAUCAUCUGGUGAAGGAAACUAUCCCUAUUGUGUUAGAGAGAUGAGUGUUGCUAAUGUAUCAAUGUAAGGGCUAUUUAUAUAGGUUAAUAAUAGGCUUGUGAUUAUAUUCUUAAUAAUGAUUUAUAUUGAGAUCUUAUUAUUGUGAGAUUCAUCUUAAAUAUUAGGCAUAUUUUGAUCCUUUAACAAAUUGUUCAAAUGAAUUCGUCAUUGAGAAAACUGUUUUGUUAAAAUUAAUUUAACCUCCUUUUUAAAAACUCGAAUAAACUUUUACUUGAAA